GGCCCCGCUCCCUCGGCUGGGCCCCCUCCCCCGGCCGGAGAGGGGCAGGUUCCCAGGCCGGGCAGGCCAAGCCAGGGACAGGCUGAUCGGGGCUGCGGCGCGCGCCUCCUCUCCCCCAUCAACGACAUUGUCCUCCCACCAUCCCUCCAGCUUGGCCUCAUCUCCCCCACCUCCCACCCUUGCUCUUUUCUCAUCUCCCCCACCUCCCACCCUUGCUCUUUUCUCAUCUCCCGGCAUCCUCUUCUCUGAUCCCCCAUCAUCCUCCCCCCUGAACCCCCAUCUCUGACCUCCCCCCCAGCCCCUCAUCUCUAAAAGCUUCAUUCCCCCGGUCUGAUCCUCCACCAUCCCCUCCCCUGAACUCCCAUCUCUGGCUUCCCCCCAUUCCCCCACCUCCAAAAUCCCCCCCAACUGAUUCCCCCAUCACCCUCUUAUCUGAACCCUAUCUCUGACACCCCCUUUCUCUGCUCCCCAAUUUCAUCAUCUCCAAAAGCCCCAUCCCUCUGGUGUGAUCUUCCUCUAAUUCCCCAUCACCCUCCUCUCUGAUCCCCCAUCUCUGACCCCCCAUUCCCAUCCCUCCCCCAUCACCCUCCCCUCUGAACCCCCAUCUCUGACUCCCCCUCCCCAUUCCCUCAGCUCUAAAAUCCCCAGCCCCCCCAUCCUGUGUGGUCCUGCCUCUUGCCCCCCCCGUUGCCCCCAUGGAGUUCGUCAAAUGCUUGGGUCACCCCGAGGAGCUCUACAACCUGCUGAAGUUCAAGAUGGGGGGCUGCAAGACCGUGCUGUCCAAGCUGGACCAGGACUCACUCAGCGACAGCAUGAAAACCUGCUACAAGUACCUGAACGAGACCAGCCGCAGCUUCGCCGCCGUCAUCCAGGCCCUGGACGGGGAGCUGCGCCACGCCGUGUGCAUCUUCUACCUGGUCCUCCGUGCGCUGGACACCGUGGAAGAUGACAUGACCAUCAGUUUGGAGACCAAGGUUCCCAUGCUAGUCAAUUUCCACUCCUUUCUUGAUCAGCCCGACUGGAGGUUUCUGGAGAGCAAGGAGAAAGACCGCCAAGUCCUGGAGGAUUUCCCCACGAUAUCCCUAGAGUUCCGGAAGCUCUCCGAGAAGUACCGGGCUGUGAUCGCGGACACUUGCCACGAGAUGGGAGUCGGGAUGGCCGAGUUCCUGGAGAAGAAGGUGGACUCCCAGCAGGACUGGGACAAGUACUGCCACUAUGUUGCUGGGUUGGUGGGAAUCGGCCUCUCGCGCCUCUUCUCCGCGUCCGAGAUGGAGGACCCCAUCGUGGGCGAGGACACCCAGGUGGCCAACUCCAUGGGCCUCUUCCUGCAGAAGACCAACAUCAUCCGGGACUACCUGGAGGACCAGCUGGAGGGCAGGGAGUUCUGGCCUCGAGAGGUGUGGAGCCGCUACGCCAAGCAACUGUCGGAUUUCGCCAACCCUGAGAACGUGGACCUGGCCGUGCAGUGUCUGAACGAACUUGUAACCAACGCCCUGCACCAUGUCCCCGAUGUCCUCACCUACCUGUCCCGUCUGAGGAACCAGAGCAUCUUUAACUUCUGCGCCAUCCCCCAGGUCAUGGCCAUCGCCACCCUGGCCGCCUGCUACAACAACCAGCAGGUGUUCCGGCGGGUAGUGAAGAUCCGUAAGGGGCAGGCCGUCACCCUGAUGAUGGGGGCCACCAGCCUGCCAGCUGUCCAGGCCAUCAUGGGCCAGUACCUGGAAGAGAUCCAGCGGCAGAUCCCCAGCUCGGACCCAUCCUCCAGCAAGACAGAGAAGAUCGUCUCCUGCGCCCUCACGCUCAGCCUGCCCGGCGGCCGCCUGACCAGUCGUGCCCACUACUCCCCGAUCUACCUCUCCUGUGCCAUGGUCCUGGUGGCCCUCAGCUGGCAGUACCUCAGCAGCCUGGCCCAGGGCCCAGAGGAUUGUCUGCGGACUGGAGAGAACUGAGGGCCCAGGCCCGCUGCCCCAGAGGACUCUUGCGAGGGGACCGCUGGCCAACGUGGCCACCCUGGACAAUGAGCUCAUACCUGGCCUGUGAGGAGGAGACCGUCACACUCGUCUCCAAAGGCCGAGCCCGGCGCAGGAUCCCGCACCCCCAGCUGAAAUUAAAUGUAUUUAACAGAC
Ornithorhynchus anatinus (platypus) is the source of this 2126-nucleotide messenger RNA. RefSeq names its product farnesyl-diphosphate farnesyltransferase 1 (gene FDFT1). The record is from RefSeq and is a predicted model, not a curated record. Gene Ontology annotation, molecular function: squalene synthase [NAD(P)H] activity. Gene Ontology annotation, biological process: farnesyl diphosphate metabolic process; cholesterol biosynthetic process. The transcript is spliced from 8 exons. Lineage: Eukaryota; Metazoa; Chordata; Mammalia; Monotremata; Ornithorhynchidae. The coding region runs from base 696 to 1949 and encodes 417 amino acids. Gene Ontology annotation, cellular component: endoplasmic reticulum membrane.